Messenger RNA from Neohortaea acidophila, 1739 nucleotides. RefSeq lists its product as uncharacterized. Lineage: Eukaryota; Fungi; Ascomycota; Dothideomycetes; Mycosphaerellales; Teratosphaeriaceae. The record is from RefSeq and is a predicted model, not a curated record. The transcript is spliced from 4 exons. The coding region runs from base 71 to 1459 and encodes 462 amino acids.
CGCAUGUGCGCCUCUCACCCCCAUCAUCGAAUUGAAGAUCGCAAGCCCUGCGUUCAAACUUGAUCAUGCAAUGGAGCAGCCGCCCUAUGGCAGCGGGCUGCACUUUGUACUCAGUACACCUUCCCACCCGCUGGACAAGAAAGACCAUCGCUUCGUACGGAGUCAUGCUAAGAGAGCGAGUAAGCGACGAUGUGCACCGCUCACAAUCAAGUCCACCCUUUGGCCGGACCAUCAGCUCAAGAUAUUUCACCCACCGACCGAGGGCACACAAGUUCCAUCCCCAUUGGGAAGCUAUCUCUCCGGGCUCAGAGUACCUGCAGGGUUUGAAAUAUCCUCGAUUCAAGAUAUAUUGAAGUUGGUCGAAGCCGACAUAGACGGAAUGUAUCUCCACGAAGUUGUAUUCCACACGCACCCCGUCGAGCGAGGAUGGUUCCCGUACAUGAUGAGCGAUGAAUGUUGUUUACACUCCCUGCUGUUUUCUUGCGGGGUGUUGGAGGCUACAAGCUCGCAAGCUGGUCUCAGUCAGCGUGCUUGCUUCCACUACGGCCAGACGCUUCGUCUCCUCCAGGCUCGUCUGGAUGAUCCGAGAGAAGUCCAUGCCAUAUCUGAUGCCACGAUCAUGGUUGUGCUUUUCUUGGCUUCGAUAGCGCAUGCGACGAAUGAGCACGCCACGGCCGAAAAUCACAUCAGAGGGAUGGAGAAGAUGCUGCAGCUCCGGGGCGGGCUACAGUCUCUUAGUCCUCAUCUCAACAUGCAAGUCAAAGUGUGCCGAGCCGACCUCUCACACGCCAUAUUCUCGGGUACCCGACCACUUCUGUCGCCAAGUCAACUAUCCAGAGACUGCCUCGGAGCCGACCUACAAGCAGUCAAGUGUCAGCAUCACAAGUGCCAUUUGGAAUACUGGAGUUUUCUCCGAACAUCAAUACCCCCAUAUCUCCGCUCAGCCAUGAACGAUCUCCACGCCUUCUCCUGCAUGAUCAACAUUGCAUCUCAAGCUUCGCGCAAGAUACGGCCAGAGACGUACAACGACAUCAUGAUCUCUAUUCUCUAUCGGCUAAUGAGCAUCAAUUACGAUUGCAACGACAUGCAAGAAGCUAUUCGCCUCGGUAUGGUUUGCUACUGCACGACGAUUUUCAUGCAGUAUCGGCGGGUGAAACACCAGUACAGACAGCUCUACCACACUUUCAACGAGAGUGUGCAGAAGCUCUGGAGAGAUGGCAGACAGUUGCCGACUCCACUAGCCCUCUGGCUCGCAGUACUGCCUGAUGUGGCGGUGCGUGAUGAGAUUGUCAUGCCGGAAUGGCGCUGUAAAUGGCUUGUGGAAGUGCUUUUAGUGAGUGGAGUCGGCACGUGGAUGGAAGCCAGGGAAAUGCUAGGCACAGUCGCAUGGGUUGGUUUUAUGCACGAUAAAGCUGGCGGGAGGGUGUUCGAUUCGAUACAUACUGUCGUCAAAAGAUGAUCGUCCUACGAUACGAUGCGAUUCUGGACUAGAUCAGGCUCCGUCAAUGGCCUAUCAAAGCAUUUCCAAUUACGCUCCCUCGACAUUACCAAGUGGCGACGCACUCCUACUUGUUCCUCUACUGUACCCUCAUCGCCCCCGCAUCCAACUCCUAAUUCACUCUCCGUCGAUGGGAUUGGAGGCGUCGAGAUCAGAACUUCGCAGCAGAGCGUCAACGGCCGUACAUCCGGCCAGACCUGCGACGUCUCGUCCGCGUGUGCGUUUCCUAGAACGACAUGGG